This is a messenger RNA of Lachancea thermotolerans CBS 6340, 2283 nucleotides long. It is a transcript of the gene PIG1, whose product is annotated as protein phosphatase regulator PIG1. The record is from RefSeq and is a predicted model, not a curated record. The transcript has a single exon. Gene Ontology annotation, biological process: regulation of glycogen biosynthetic process. NCBI's taxonomy places the organism in Eukaryota, Fungi, Ascomycota, Saccharomycetes, Saccharomycetales, Saccharomycetaceae. Gene Ontology annotation, cellular component: protein phosphatase type 1 complex. The coding region runs from base 1 to 2283 and encodes 760 amino acids. Gene Ontology annotation, molecular function: protein phosphatase 1 binding; glycogen binding.
AUGGACGCCGAGUCCGCGCUCGUAGAUACCUUGAGGCACGUGGCGACCCCCGCGCGGGGCAAGACGCGCGGUGAUGGCGCGGUCGAAAAGAUCAACAUAUACGAUCUGGUCACGUGGACGCGGCGGCGCGAGCCGUCGCCCGAGGCUGCCGAGUCCCCAGCGCCGGCAGCGCCCGCGAGCCCCGCGGGCCCCGCUCGCUUCUGCGCGCCGCCCGCCAGCGCGGCCCCAACCAGUGUCGCAAGUUCUUCCUCCGCGCACAGCGCCUCCACUGCCACAGCGGGCGAGAGCCCGGCGCUUCCGCCGCCGGCUGCGCCUGUGCCCUCCACGCUCGCGUCUGCACUAGCGCCGCUGGCGUCGGUUGCGGCCUUGGUGACGCCCGCGUCACCUGCCCCUGCGGCUUCCUUGGCAACUCUGCGGCCCUCGCUCAAGGCGAGGCCUUCGCACGGCCACACGUUCUCCGGGGCCUCGGGCUCCAGCGGCUCCUUGAAAAACGUGCGGUUCGCACACCAGCUCACCACCGUUAAGCGCUUUGACACGCGCUCCGAGCCCAUGUCAAUCUCGACCGAAAACUCGCCUCGGCCCUCACCACGACUUGCGCCCUUCAAGACAUUCAGCCUGGGCGCGGGUGACGACGAAGAAGACUGUGAAGAAAGCGGAAGUGACGAUGACCAGUUCUGGUUUGGCACUGCGCUAUCCCGCACCAAGCUCCCUCUCGACGACAUUCAGAAAGGCCCCAAAGUUGGUACCGCUGCGCUCAAUCUGUUCGAUUCGGCGCUUUACAGCGAGAGUGACUGUGACAGCAUCAGCGAUUGCGAGAUCGAUCUGUCGUACUCAGAGCCUAGUGGUGUUCCCGCGUUGAAGCGGACAGCAGCGCUUCCCGCAGCGAUCGGGAAGGGAACCACAACCAGUGAAAGUCAAGCUGCCGUUUCAUCUUUGUCAUUCGGCAGAGGAGGCGCGCCUGCGCCUUCGCAACCCCGCUUCGCGGUCACCAGAUGGCACCUCGCGUCCUCUGAUAUAGAACCACUGGUAACACGCAGGGCCAUCGAUCUUCAGUCCCACAUUCUUGCACAUUUGCAAGGCCACAACAUCAAAUUAAAUCGCAUUUCUGCCUGCUUGGAUACCAAGAAGAUACAGGGCCUCAUUUACGUCACUAAUUUGAAUUUCGAAAAGGCCUUGGAGAUCAAGUUUACCUUCAAUAAUUGGAAAGACAUUCACUACGUCUCGGCUUACCAUCACCGUAGUGUCACCGACGCUAUAGACGAAUUCAAAUUCACCAUUCACCUAUCUGGUCUGUCUUUUUUCAUGCAGUCCAAAAAGCUGUUGUUUUGCGACCCUAACAUGUACGAAACCUGCUGCCCUCUGUCCAUGGAGCUGUGCUGCAGGUACGACGUGAACGGGGAGACCUACUACGACAACAACAGCUAUAACAACUAUCAUGUCAACUUGCAAGCUUUUACGAAACCUAUCGUGCGGAGGGACUCUUGCAGCGUUCCCAACUUGCCAAGCCUUGAGUCCGAACUGCUUCCUCGUCAAACCUCAAGCUCCUGUACGUUGACCUCGGAAAACGCCCAGAAAGAAUCACGCGCUCCGCAGACUAAGUCUUUUGGCAACGACUUUUUAGUGACAACCACCAUGUCCCACAAAAAGCCCAAGCCCUCGAAGACCACCUCUGGACGUCAGUUUUCCGAUGACACAGACUACUUCAACACCUCGCCCCUCAAACACCUUUUCCAUAACGACACAACGCUAGUGAAGCCUUCAAGGAUAAACGAGGUCACUUUCGAUGCUACACCAACCUCACCAAUGCAUUUUCUUUUUGGUGAGGACUUGUCUGACAAGCACUACACGCACAGCUCGCCGCCGACCACCUUACUCAGGUCUCCAGAUCGCAAGGACGCAGCUCAAGCCUCUGGCACUCCUAUGGGUUACUCGCGCUUGGAUGCUACCCCCGAUUCGACCUCGUCCUCUGUAGAUACUAGCUCUUCAUCAUCGAUCGCUAGUCAAAAGCCUCGCUCAUUGCAAGAGUUUGCGCCCUCGGGGAUGGAAAAAAACUUAUAUUUGGCAGCUACUGAACCACAACACGAGCAAAAGCCGAUCCCAGAUUCCUCGUCCUCAUCUGUGGAUUACGACACUUUGAGGAAAACAUAUUGUUUCUAUAACAGCAAGGAGUGCUCUGAUGCACCUAUCGAUCCCAAGCCUUCGUUUUGGACUCGUCAUGCCUCUUCCCCUCGCAACUCACCGCCAGUAGGGUCUCCGAAAGUUGAAGAUAGGUGGAUGCUCUGA